AUGCAGGAUCCAGUUCAAUUACAUGAGAACGUAUAUGAAACAUGGAACUUGUCUGAAACAUGCCUUGUUUCAGAGAGUCGAUCAUCUUUGUCCAGCUGUGUGAGUGACACGCCAGAAAAAGCUGCUGUAGCGACAGCUGACCUCUCGCAGCUGACCAUUUUGUCGCCGAAGGUGGUCCGGAUGAAUGGAGCUAAGCAGGUUUUGCAGGUCAGCGUUAACUCAGCCUUUUCACCGAUCACACCAGCGAGACACAUGGCUGUCGGACCAGAUUCAGUGGUGGUCGCCGAACAGCCAUAUGUGGAUUCGGUAUCAGCCGUUGUACGGCCAAAACCUAUUCGGUACCAGAUUUCGCAGCGACAGGUUGGAGAACGUGGCGCCGACGACAGAAAAGUUUUUGAUCACUUUGCGUUGAGGAAACCGGUGGCGAACAGAACGAGUUCAGAUGGUGAUUAUCGACUGGAAGGCGGCUACCAGAGAAACGCUUCGAAGUUUGUGUCACCUCGGUUAACGCAGCUUACGAAGCUGGACAAGACGUCGACAUCCCCGUGGACCUCGAGCAUCGCUCGUGCAGGCAUGAACGGAUUUCACAAGCAGGUCCUGGCGCCUUCAUCCAGAGACAAUGUCGUGCCGAGCGCCGAAGAGACUUUCAUUGCGAAGAAAUACUCACUGCCCAUGAGGGCUAGCGACCAACGAAUGUAUGUGAAGGGAGGCGAGCGGUCGAAGCGAAAGACCGUUCCCAUCUUUUCCUCGACCUCUACCGAAACAGCCGAGUUUGAAAGGCCCAUGAUGCGCUCGCACUUCAGCCGAACCAACGGCCAUCGCCUCAGUCAUGCCGAAAGUGCUAGCAGCUUUAGCUCCGAACCACAAGUCGAACAGAAACAAAAGAUCUGGCUUUCUCCGGAUGACUCAGAAAACGAAGAGUCUCUUUUCUCACUCUCCGCCCAAUCGCCUGUCGUCACAACGAACUGGGUCAAAACAGUACCUGCUGAUGAUGUGAUUUUCAGGCGAAAGAAGAUUUCUGGCAACGAUAUGCCAAAGAGGAACAGAUCCACAGCAAUAAAUGAGAAGUAA
Messenger RNA from Soboliphyme baturini, 1071 nucleotides. The record is from the annotation of a GenBank genome assembly. NCBI's taxonomy places the organism in Eukaryota, Metazoa, Nematoda, Enoplea, Dioctophymatida, Soboliphymatidae.